Messenger RNA from Fonsecaea nubica, 888 nucleotides. RefSeq lists its product as hypothetical. NCBI's taxonomy places the organism in Eukaryota, Fungi, Ascomycota, Eurotiomycetes, Chaetothyriales, Herpotrichiellaceae. The transcript is spliced from 5 exons. Bases 1 to 888 code for a protein of 295 amino acids. The record is from RefSeq and is a predicted model, not a curated record.
AUGUCUACAUUCCAGAUCGACGAAAAUCAAUUGAAGGCGCUCAAGGGAAAAGUUGCCGUCUUGACAGGUUCUUCAUCCGGCAUUGGCCUGGAGACACUCAAGCUCUUUGUGGAGAAUGGUGCGACGGUGGUGAAUGCGGAUCUCAAGCCGCCGACCGGCGAAUACCCCAACACGACCUUCAUCAAGACUGAUGUCACCAAGUGGGAGGACCUCCGGAAUCUGUUCCAGGAGACUGUGAAGAGAUUUGGCCGUGUGGACGUCACGUUUGCGAAUGCUGGGGUCGCCACAAUCGCAGAUUACUUCGACCUUCAAGUGGAUGACCAGGGGCAACCGAAGGAGCCGUCUCGGCUGUGCUAUGAAAUCAAUGUUAUCGGGUUGAUCAACACCGUCACUCUAGCCAUAUGGCACAUGGCACGGCAAGAAACGGGCGGAAGCAUCAUCCUCACAGCCUCGGCGACAAGCAAUGAAUUGACAGGUUACAUGACCUUUGGAGCGACCGACUAUACAACGUCCAAACACAGCGUUCUGGGAUUCCAAAGAGGCGUCCUCCCUCAGCUCCGCGUGCGCAAGCUCGACAAGAUCCGCCUCAACAGCAUCGCCCCCAACUGGACGCGGACCAAUCUCCUCGACGCCCAGUGGCUGGAGAGCAUCGGGGUCAAAUUCCAGGACCCGAGCGCCGUGGCGCGGGCGGUGGGCUUGCUCGCCGCGGACGAAGCCCGCAACGGCCAGGUGAUAUACAUAGAGAACGGGGAUUAUCGGGAGAUCGAGAAGGAUGCGUUGGCGUGCAGCUUUCAGCUGUGCAAUACCCUGGCCGAGGGGAAUAGCCAUGCACAGGACGACGAGGUCUUUGAGGAGAUCUUCAAGAAUGGACAGGGGAGGAAGAUAUAA